CUCCCUAUUGUUCGUGCUGGCACCGCAAAUCAAGAAAAGGCAAAGGCAUUAGGGACAACCCAUCACAUUUACAGAAAUGUCGCUACGACCGACUCAGAGCGGUUCCGGGUUUCUAUCGUUCAAUAGCAUGCCUCCGAGGCUUCAUAUUACGGCCGAUACAGAGGAAUUCGACAUUGACACCAUUCAGCAAUGGAGGGACGAAGGCUUCGAUGUCACAUAUCUUCCACGUCGCGGCGGUGGAAGACCAUAUGCCGAUAAGCUCACGAGUCUGGCGGAUGAUCUUGAGCUGGGAGAAGCAUACGCGAUCGUCGCAUACGGACAAGCAGCAACCGAUUGCCUCAUCGUUCACCAAAAACCAAUGCCGCACCUCUGCGCGCUGAUCUGCUUCUACCCCAGUGACAUCCCCAACCCGACCGCGUCAUAUCCAACCCAGAUGCAGCUGCAAGUACAUCUCGCUGCGGGUCAGGGGUUCGCGCCCAAAUUCCCAGCGUUCGUAUAUGACGGCGUCAGCCCGGGCUUCGCGGAGAAUGAUGUUGAUGAGUUCGAUCCCGCCGCGUCCGGCUUGUCGUGGAGUCGAGCAUUGUCGGCGGUUCGGAGAGGGUUCAAAAUGGACGUGGACCUCGAGAAGGUCGUCGGGGUCGGGUUACCGGUGGGAGGGCUCUAUGAAUCGCUGGAAUACCCUCAGAUCAAUCCGGCUUCGCGAAUGAAACACACGGUACCGGAGCCAUAUGUGAACUAUGUGUCAUCGCAAACGGGCGGUGUGGACCGGCCAACUAUUAUGCGGUUCUACCAGAACUUCUUCGCGCCCCUUCCACCAUCCCUCUCGACUCGGUUGGUGUCGCGGAUAGCGAGCGUCGAUCGGGUCGUAUCCGAAUUCAUCCUGACCUUCCGCCACACGCAUGUCAUCCCGUUUCUUCUUCCGGGUGUGCCACCGACGAACAAGCCUGUCCAGAUCCCGAUGGUAUCGAUUCUUGCCGUUCGGGGAAAGAAGCUGGAACAUGAGCAUGUCUACUGGGAUCAAGCCAGCGUUUUAGAGCAAAUCGGAGGACUCGAUCCCAACGCCGUGCCCGAAGACUGGAAACGAAAGGGGUGCAAACGACUUCCAGUGAUUGGAGUAGAUCAGGCCAAGGGCGUUUACGACAUUGAAGAGAUUGCUGAUGACAUGAACAAACUGGUGAAAGGUUGGUAAUUUUGUCCAGCAAUUUUGCCUUGUAUUCAGAUUUGGGUAUUGGAUUCUUGGACAGCGCUUGGAGUACUUUGGUGAGGUUGGUGGGAUCAAUCGGCCAGGGUGCAGGUUGGGAGUUUGUAUACGUUCAGAGUCCAAUAUGGACGUGUAAUUCCCUCCCAUUCACCGGCUUGUUGAAGAUCGGGGAUGGGGAUGGAUUGCCAGGUUACGUCAAAUCCUUCCUCGAAGAGAUCCAUUUCGAGAAUCUAUAUUAUGUUAGCGAGUCUUAGUAUUGAUCCCACUCAAUAUCAAACGGACCUUGGUGUAGACAUCAUACGAAGAUCUUCGAU
Molecule: messenger RNA, 1515 nt
Organism: Eremomyces bilateralis CBS 781.70
Lineage: Eukaryota; Fungi; Ascomycota; Dothideomycetes; Eremomycetales; Eremomycetaceae
Exons: 5
Coding region: 77-1189 (370 amino acids)
Biological process (GO): polyketide metabolic process
Source: RefSeq, a predicted model, not a curated record